Molecule: messenger RNA, 2877 nt
Organism: Scomber scombrus (Atlantic mackerel)
Lineage: Eukaryota; Metazoa; Chordata; Actinopteri; Scombriformes; Scombridae
Gene: tnfrsf21
Product: tumor necrosis factor receptor superfamily, member 21
Exons: 6
Coding region: 325-2400 (691 amino acids)
Biological process (GO): signal transduction; adaptive immune response; negative regulation of B cell proliferation
Molecular function (GO): protein binding
Source: RefSeq, a predicted model, not a curated record
AAUCCUGGACGGGGCGAGGCGGAGAGCUCAGUGUGGCCCUCAUCCAUCAUCGCUAUGGGAAUUACCACAGCGUUCUUUCUGAACCAAGCCCUCAUCCCGUACUAUCUGAAACCGGUCCACCUGGAGACACAGACUAUAAAACACUGCAGUUGAGACUGUCGCUGCACCAUAGAGCUCGGCUCAGCUCGUCUCCUCCAGCAAAGCAGAGGAGGAUGAUGAGGAUGAGACACAUCUAGAGAUGAGAAGUGUCUCCUCUUGCUGACAACUUGGACAAGGACGUUCUCUCGACCCUCAUCUAAGUCUGUGUUUUUCUAGAUCGGGACGAUGCCCAUCAUGUGUGUGUCCGCAGUGCUCUUAUGGGUGGUGGUGGUUGACAUCUCAGCCCGGGUUCUGACCACAACGAGCCCAGCUGACCAGCUCCUCCUCUCUCCUCGCCACUAUCAGCACACCGAUCCAGACUCGGGCACCCAGCUUUUCUGCGACAAGUGCCCGGCAGGCACCUAUGUGUCCGUCCACUGCUCCCUAGCAGCCGAGAGGGACUGCAGCCCCUGCCCUGAAGGUACCUUCACCCGGGGCGAGAACGGGGUCCAGCAAUGCCACCGCUGUCGGGCUCCAUGUCCCUCAGGCUUCAUCGAAAAAGUACCCUGCACUGCCACCCAGGACCGUGUCUGCACGUGUCCCCCCAGCAGCUUCUUAUGGGGGGAUGGUGGCAACGAGUGUAAGCCCCACUCACUAUGCCCUCGAGGGACAAGGGUGAAAAAGCGGGGCAGUGAAACAGAGGAUGUGCUCUGUAAGCCAUGCAACAAGGGGACUUUCUCAGAUGAGGACUCGAGCGCCGUGAAGUGCCGAACCCACACGGACUGCCAAGCUCAGGGGCUGGUGCUGGUCACACCAGGGACAAGAGAGAGAGAUAAUGUCUGCAGCUCACCUUCUACAGCUCCCCCCUCUUCUUCAUCAUCACCUGUCUCCACAACCAGCCCACUGGGGCCUGCAUGGACUGUGCAUGCUCAGGAACCAGUGUCUUCCUCUCCAUCAUCAUUACUGGCCGCACACAAAGACACCUACAGCCAGUCAGCAGCCAUUUUACUGUGGCAAAACCCAGAUGGGAAAGACCACCAAGCAGAGGGCCUACUCCUCAGCCGGAUGACUACUCACACCCCACCAAACCGUCAACCCAUAGAGACUCCACUUCCACCAGCUCGCAAGCAACUGGUGGAUCGCAAGGGCCACCCAAAUUCUGACCCUAUGCCAGGCCCUAACAAGAGGGUAAUGGAAGGUUUAGAGGAUGCCGAGGUAGUCAAGGUUGGGACGGGUAUCAACAAGGUAGCCGGACAGGGUAGUGGAGGUGGUGUAGGUGGGAUCUCCAGCUCCUACAGGCCCACUCGCAGGGGGUCCCCACGGCCAAAUACCCAUAAUCACUUUGACAUCAACGAGCACCUCCCCUGGAUGAUCGUAUUGCUGUUACUGCUGGUGCUGGUGGUGAUUGUGGUGUGCAGCGUGAAGCGGAGCUCACGGGUGCUGAAGAAGGGUCCCAUGCAGGACCCCAGCAGCAUCAUGGAGAAGGCGAUUCAGAAGAAACCUUCUGUGCCCCCAAUGCAGGUCAAAGAGAAGUGGAUCUACUACUCCAAUGGACAGGGGGUGGAUAUUCUGAAACUGGUGGCAGCCCAGGUGGGCAUCCAGUGGAUCGACAUCUAUCAGUCGCUGGCCAAUGCCACGGAGCGGGAGGUAGCUGCCUUCUCCAACGGCUACUCGUCCGAUCAUGAGCGGGCAUACGCCGCACUGCAGCACUGGACCAUCCGGGACAGCGAUGCCAACCUGGCCAAGCUGAUCAACGCACUGCAUCGGCAGCGCCGCAUCGACGUGGUGGAGAAGAUCCGCUACGUCAUGGAGGACAACCCACAGUUUGACAUCAACCAGCUGAUGACCUCAGUGAAUGUAAGCCAAAGCCUCAGUCCCAUUCACAAGCAGCUCGAGUCUCCCAGCAGUGUCGGCAGCGGCAGCGGCAGCCAGGCUGGUAGUGUCGGCGGGGGCAGCGGUGUGGGCGUGGAGCAGUCACCAGUGGACCGCACUAAAGGUUUCUUCCCCGACGAAUCGGAGCCCCUCCUCCGCUGUGACUCCACCUCCAGCAAAGACUCCGCCCUCAGCAGGAACGGCUCGUUCAUUACCAAAGAAAAGAAAGACACGGUGCUUCGACAAGUGCGUCUGGACCCUUGCGACCUGCAGCCCAUCUUCGACGACAUGCUGCACAUCUUGAACCCGGAGGAGCUGCACGUCAUCGAGGAGAUCCCGGCCGCCGAGGACAAGCUGGACCGCCUUUUUGAGAUUGCGGGAGUCAAGAGUCAGGAGGCCAGCCAGACGCUGCUGGACUCGGUCUACAGCCACCUCCCCGACCUGUUAUAGUGGAGGAUGGAGGAGGAAAACACACGGACGAUAAGAGGCACAGUUUUAAAAAGGAAUGUCUAACUUAGAUGAAGUAUUGUGCAGAGUAAGCUUGGGUUGGUGGUUGAUCAUGUCACUUUGUUACAUGAUUUCAGCGGGGUGUUGUAGAUAAGGUUAUCUACUUCCUCUUUUAAAAUCUUUACUGGUACUUUACUCCUCUUUACCUUCAAAUCUCCUUCUUCUGCUGUCUUGUGUGUAAACAUUAUUGCUCCUUAAUCCAUCCUCUACAUCAUGAUACAGGGUCAAAUGUAAUCGAAGCCUUCUGAGUGGUACGAGGAGGAGUACCUUCCUUAAAUAUGUUCAGCCUUAGCAAUGAGGCUCAAAAACUGUGCUGAAAAGGAGCUGAUAUGUAUUUACUACAUGAAAAAAUAUAGAAAGCACUUUCCUUAUCUUAACUGAAUGCCUUCACCUUUAAAGGAUAAUACUGGUGUUUGUUGU